AUGAUAAAGAUACUCACCCCUCAUAACUCUCACUCCACCACCACCACCACAACUCUUAAAACAGCUGAGAUCCUGUCUAAAUACAGACCUAUUGCUCCUAAGCCAGGGACAACGACCCAAGUAAACGAUAAUGACUCUUCUUCUUCCUCUAUGUCUCACAAGAUCAACCAAUCUCCUUACCUACGUAACCUCUGGCCUCAGCUUCAAGCUCGUCCUACUAGAACCCGUAAGCGAGGCCGAGGCGGCAUGGGUCCAACCUCUCCUCUUUCGUUGAAGAGACACAAGCCGCCGUCAUCAGCUGCUUCCACCACUACUACUCCACAACGUGUCUUUGGUCCUAUUAAAACGCUUUCCUUUCAGGCUUUCACUCAUGCUGGCUUACCUAACCUGGCCCAAGUUGGGUACGCGUUGGAGAAUGGUGGUGGCUCUCCUGCUUUGGUGACUCUGCCUCUUCUUCAAUGCUCUCCUUCUCCUCCUUCCAAAUGCAUGGAACCAGAGAUCAAAGAAGUCAUUGAUCUGAACAAGACCGCGGAAGUGAUAGAGAGAGAUUUCUUGAAGCAACUUCAAGAACCCCUCACCACAACAACAACAACCACAACCAGAGUGAUAUCACCGCAGGCCAUAAGACCAGUUUGCUCAAGGAUCAACGUAGCAUGCAUAAAUCCACUAACAAACCCAUCUCACAUCAUCAAGAAGUCACCACAAGAUGUUGAAGAGGAGUUUGAAUCCGAUGACGUCCCAGCCAUAAUCUCUGAUGCCAACAACAGAGUCAGGCUCGUGAACUCGGCAUACAAGGAAAUGAUGGGGCAGCCUGAGUGCUCGUGGCUAGACUCAAUGGUUAGAGGGAAGAGGAUCUGUGGAGAAGUGAUGAUCCAUCUAUGUGAAGCCAAGAUUCCGGAGAACAAUAAUGGGUUCUCUUGCUGGGUGAGGAUAGAGUGGGGAAGAGAUGGUAAGGAGGAGUUUGUGCAUGCCUUUUGUGAUGUGAUGAAACUUGAGUGUGAUUCCAAAGAUUAUGUCUUUACGUGGAGGUUUCACACAACCGCAAGAGAAACUUGUCGAUCAAGCUGCCAUGCUUAG
This is a messenger RNA of Eruca vesicaria subsp. sativa (arugula), 1077 nucleotides long. The record is from the annotation of a GenBank genome assembly. NCBI's taxonomy places the organism in Eukaryota, Viridiplantae, Streptophyta, Magnoliopsida, Brassicales, Brassicaceae.